This is a messenger RNA of Tachysurus vachellii, 3427 nucleotides long. RefSeq names its product CREB regulated transcription coactivator 2 (gene crtc2). Gene Ontology annotation, biological process: positive regulation of transcription by RNA polymerase II; protein homotetramerization. The coding region runs from base 88 to 2553 and encodes 821 amino acids. The record is from RefSeq and is a predicted model, not a curated record. Gene Ontology annotation, cellular component: nucleus; cytoplasm. NCBI's taxonomy places the organism in Eukaryota, Metazoa, Chordata, Actinopteri, Siluriformes, Bagridae. Gene Ontology annotation, molecular function: cAMP response element binding protein binding. The transcript is spliced from 14 exons.
CUGUAAUCUCUACAGUGUUUCUCUCUCGGGUCCAAUGUCCAUGUUGGAUAACGGGAAAGCAACUUUUCUACACAGCACAGUAUAAUAAUGAACUUGACAGGAGCGGCCGUAGGAGCUGCAGGACGCGGACAGUGGACCGGUUCAGGCGCCGCGUCUUUAAGCUCCAACCCACGCAAAUUCAGCGAGAAAAUCGCGCUGCAAAUCCAGCGGCAAGCCGAAGAUAUAGCCGCCUUCCAGGAGGUUAUGACGGACAUCACUUCCACCAGGAUUCAGGCUCAGAAAGUCCGACAAGCAAGGAGCCUGGCUUCGUAUUAUGGAGGAUCUCUGCCAAAUGUCAGUCAGAUAUCAGCAUGUCCAUCAGGAAAACAGAGCCAACAGCUGUGUAAUGUGAACUACAGGGUUAGCCAGCAGCACCAUAUGAGGACGGAACAUGGACAAAGAGAUCACAGGCCCAGCGUCCAUGGCCGACCAAACAGGAGACAUAUUGAAAGCGCCCCAUAUCUGUCUGCGCACUUGUCUCCUUCCUCAGGCCCCAGCUGGAGGAGGAACUGGUUUGUCAGAACUGCAAAUGAGAAAAGUCAUAUGGAUCAAAUGCAGAUGAAUGCCCUUAGUAGGACUCGCUCAGACUCGGCCCUUCACACUAGCGUGAGGAUGACCUACAUUGGUGACCUGAAUCCUGAACAGGUCUUGACAGGCUGCCCCAAAAAAGCUGGGAUCUCAUUGUUUUCACCGCCAGUGCCUCUGAUUGAGGAGAAUGUCCAAGAGGAAGGAAGGACUCCUAAAUUACAGAAGAUAACAUCAGCAUGUUCUGGAUUUGACACUCCUGGAAAUCACAUAAGCGGCUCUCUACCAGACCUCUCCAGUCUGUCUUUGCCUUCUGCAGUGCCCGAGGCUUCAAAUACACAACCUCCGAUCGACACCAAGUCAACCAGCAGCUCCACUGGCAUACACCAUCUACCCAGCAGUGCCACACAUGAAGUCUCAACUGACAGUGAUUUUCCCAUGCCUAGUUUGUCAUCAUCUCUCCAGGCGAUGACCAGUAAUCCCUCACUUCAGUCUUCUCUUAGCAACCCAAAUCUCCAGGGGACGCUCAGCAGCCCCUCGCUACAUGACUCCCUAAGCUCCACAUCCCUGUGCAUGUCACUGAGCAGCUCGUCCCUGAAGUCCUCCCUUAGUAGCCAGUCCCUGCAGUCUUCCUUUAGCAGUUCGUCUCUGAGUAACCAGUCUUUUCAGUCAACAGCUAGCAGCUACAGUAGUGGGAUUAGUGCAUCUCGCUCUUGUUCCUCGUCCUCUCUCUCCUGCUCGCCACGUACUGGUGGGCAGGUAACAGUGUCGCAAACGACUUCUUCAGUGAGGAGAAACCAGCUCAGCCCUUUAAUGGUGCCCAGUGGUGAAGAAUCCCCUUGGCAACAGCCGACUCUGUCUCCCACUCUCUCCUGUAUUACCCAGGGGGUUGCACUAAACAGCACGAAAGUACGACAAGAGGUCAAACCACCACCAUAUCCUUACAGUCAGUUCCCUGUAACACGGACUCCAAAGGUUCAUAAUUCUUCUCAAUCUUGGCAGCUCCAUCAGUCAGAGGGAUGGGAUCAAUGCAGACAAAAUACCAGAUGGUGUCAACCACAGGGUUCAAAGCUGAUAAGCUCUCAGUGUAAACCACAACCACAUUAUAUGCAGAAUCAGAACCCACAAUGCCAAAUCCGGGACAGUUUGCUGAGUCCAUAUCACUACACAUCUCAGCAACAGCCUGACAAACAAACACAGCAAUAUCAACAGACUCAAAGUAAUCUCCAGCCACAGCAACAACCGAUAAGCUGUACACAGACUCAGCAAUACUUACAGCAACAUGCACAACAAUUUCCACCACAGCACCAACAGCAAUACCAGCAACUUGAUCAACGCUGGAAUCCUCAGCUUCAACUCCUAAACCACAACCAGAACCAGCUCCAAUACCAAAGCAACGAUGAAAGUCCUCAGAACCAGCAGCCUUUUCACCAUCCCAGUGUCCUGGAAGCUCAGGACACAUACACAUCGUGGAACGAUCCAGUAAAUCAACAAAAUGUCCCUAAUAUGAGAAUGCAGGGAUCAUAUUUGAAUUUGAAGCAACGGCCAAAACUACAGUCCAAGAAGCUGGUGCAAGAAAUUGAAAGAGAGAGAGCUCACAGCACUAAACCAAUCCAUCCUCAGAACGAUCUGCAGCUUAAUAAAGUGGCUUCAACUAGUUCACAGGAUAAUGAAUUCAGGUUACACACUAAACCCUACAUUGGCCUUCACCUAACACCAAGCCAGACAGAAGCUCUUUCACAGCAGCUUGGCCAACUCCAAAAGGUCGCCAGAAAUUCUGACUCCAAAUGUCAGGAUGUUGAGGGGAAACAUCUGUGUGAUGUUGAGUACUUCAGGAACUCACCAACCCAGAGUUUCAGCAGUGAUACGUCAUGUAGUUUUCCCAGCAUCAGUUGUGCAGUGUCGUCUGCCUGCUUGGAUGAUGUGAUUUCAGAUCUGCCUUUUUCAGUUCCAGAAUUUGACCUGGACCCAUUUAUCCUGGCAGACUGAAUUAUCUGGAUUGUGGAGGAUUAUAGCUACAUGCAAAAAUAAAAUAGUUCACACAUGCUUUAAUAAUCAGGUUAAAAUGUACUAAAGGAGGAAGAGUAAAUAUUUUAAUAAGUGGCCAAAAAACAGGGCCAACAAUUUAACUUAUAGUAGAGGAAAUGGGCCUUAUGUACAGAAUAUGAAAUAGAUUUGAAACCUUUAUUAAUGUCAGACUGUGUUUUUUAAACCAUUUUAUUGUUUAGUAUUACUUUGAAAAUUCAACCUAGAAGUUACAUUUCAAGCUUGAAUAGUUCUUAAUCAGUUUGAGAAGUAACCCCAGUUUAGUUUAACUGAUCAAGCAGAACUGCUUCCUUUGUGGCACCUACUAAAUAAUGAUUCUAUAACUGCUUUGCACUAUAAAACCACAUUAUUGUUACAUAUUUAAUGUUAAAGCAAAUAUUAAAAAUGAAACUAAUUGUUAUGUUUACUUAUGCUAUGUAUUUUACUAUCUGAAAACAGCCGAUAUGGCACAGCAGGUAACGUUGAUGCCUCACAGCUCACAGCUGCCUCUAAGCUGGUGUUGGUGUCUGUGAAGUUUCACGUGAUCGCCCCAUGUCUCUGUAGGUUUUCUCUGGCUUUUCCAGUUUUGAAUGAAUGAAAAAUGUUUUUAUUUCCUAAUGGUUACCUUUUUCUGUCCCACUUUAUGUGAAGUUUCUCUAAAUGAUAAGUAACUAUGAUGUAAACAUCACAGAUGGAUUACAGCAGCAAGUCUUAUGUAUGUUAACGUGUAAUCGGUUUUGGCAUGCAUGAGUAAACAACUGUUUCUGGACAGUUAUAGCAAAAAAACAAAAAGAAGUUUAAAUAAAAGGUUACAUCUCUCUGGUGUAAAAGGGUGGAA